This is a messenger RNA of Neocloeon triangulifer, 669 nucleotides long. RefSeq lists its product as uncharacterized. Lineage: Eukaryota; Metazoa; Arthropoda; Insecta; Ephemeroptera; Baetidae. The coding region runs from base 93 to 584 and encodes 163 amino acids. The transcript has 4 exons. The record is from RefSeq and is a predicted model, not a curated record.
AGAUAAUAUAAAGUCUUGGAAUAAAUUAUAAAAGACGAAAUUGGACGCCUGAUAGCCGCAUAGUGCUUUUUGAGAUUUAGGAGGAAUAUAAGAUGAUUUCAAAAUCUCUGCUGAUUCUUUUUGUGGUGUUUGUUGGCCACCAAGCAGUCUUCAGCUCUCCUUUUGAAGAACACUCAAUCGACCCUCGGGAUUUUGUUGAUAUUAAUGGCACUACAUAUUUCGUCGACGGUGGAAUUGAGCACUCGUGGAUUGGUAUCAGUAACUGCGGUGAGCUGAACAUGACCAUGAUUUCCUUCGAUGAGCCUGGAAAAUGGGAGCUGAUUAGGUCUUGGAUUUUAACUCAAGGUAAUAACAGCUACAACCACUACUGGACCAGUGCUGUGAAGAAGGCCAAUACCGACACUUACUACUGGCAGCCGUCCGGCGCAGAGGUCACCGAAUUUGACUGGAGCUUCAGGAAACCUUCCAGGACGGACAACUCAGUAGACCAUUGCCUCGCCUUCUACCCCGACCCAAUCCUUGGAGGCUAUGAAGAUGUGUAUUGCACCGAUUAUUUGAUGAGGUUUAUUUGCGAAUAUCCGUAGAAAUAUUUGACAAUGUAAAGUCGCAUAAAAAAUAAAAGAAAAAACAAGCAAUAUAAAAAUUGGUUGGUUAAAUAAAAUUUUAUGA